AUGCGGGAUGGCCAAGUAGAGCCCCACAACGUCUAUAGUGAGCCAGGAAGAAUUCACAUUCCAUUCCAAACCAUCCAGUUUGGAAAGCAAAUGUUUAGUAAGUUCAAACAAAGAGGAUACCCUGUGAAAUUAAUUGAUAGUGAGAUUAUAAAAGCACAGGAAUUAGGAGAAAAAAAUAUUGCUAAAAUUAAGAAAGAUAAUGAACAAAGGGUGAUAAUUUUAAUUUUUGUCCUGAUACAUAUAUUGGCAGCAACUAGUACAAACAGUAACAGGAGCACUAGUACAAGCAGCAACAGGAGCGCUAGUACAAGCAGCAGCACUAGUACAAGCAGCAGCACUAGUACAAGCAGCAACAGGAGCACUAGUACAAGCAGUAACAGCAGCACUAGUACAAGCAGUAACAGCAGCACUAGUACAAACAGUAACAGCAGCACUAGUACAAACAGUAACAGCAGCACUAGUACAAACAGUAACAGGAGCACUAGUACAAACAGUAACAGCAGCACUAGUACAAGCAGCAACAGGAGCACUAGUACAAGCAGUAACAGCAGCACUAGUACAAGCAGUAACAGCAGCACUAGUACAAACAGUAACAGCAGCACUAGUACAAGAGGUAACAUCAGCACUAGUGCAAGCAGUAACAGGAGCACUAGUACAAACAGUAACAGCAGCACUAGUACAAACAGUAACAGGAGCACUAGUACAAACAGUAACAGCAGAACUAGUACAAACAGUAACAGCAGCACUAGUACAAGCAGUAGCAGGAGCACUAGUACAAACAGUAACAGCAGCACUAGCACAAACAGCAACAACAGCACUAGUACAAACAGUAACAGCAGCACUAGUACAAACAGUAACAGGAGCACUAGUACAAACAGUAACAGCAGCACUAGUACAAACAGUAACAGCAGCACUAGUACAAACAGUAACAGGAGCACUAGUACAAACAGUAACAGCAGAACUAGUACAAACAGUAACAGGAGCACUAGUACAAACAGUAACAGCAGCACUAGUACAAACAGUAACAGCAGCACUACAAGCAGCAACAGGAGCACUAGUACAAGCAGUAACAGCAGCACUAGUACAAGCAGUAACAGCAGCACUAGUACAAACAGUAACAGCAGCACUAGUACAAACAGUAACAGGAGCACUAGUACAAACAGUAACAGCAGAACUAGUACAAGCAGUAGCAGCAGCACUAGUACAAGCAGCUGCACUAGUACAAGCAGUAGCAGGAGCACUAGUACAAACAGUAACAGCAGCACUAGUACAAAUGGCAGUAGCACUAGUACAAACAGUAACAGCAGCACUAGUACAGGCAGUAGCACUAGUACAAACAGUAACAGCAGCACUAGUACAAGCAAUAACAGCAACACUAGUACAAGCAGUAACAGGAGUACUAGUACAAACAGUAACAGGAACACCAGUACAGGCAGCAACAGCAGCACUAGUACAAGCAGCAGCACUAGUACAGGCAGUAGCAGCAGCACUAGCACAAACAGCAACAACAGCACUAGUACAGGCAGUAACAGCAGCACUAGUACAAACAGUAACAGCAGCACUAGUACAAACAGUAACAGCAGCACUAGUACAAACAGUAACAUCAGCACUAGUACAAGCAGUAACAUCAGCACUAGUACAAACAGCAACAGCAGCACUAGUACAAACAGCAACAGCAGCACUAGUACAAACAGUAACAGCAGCACUAGUACAGGCAGUAGCACUAGUACAAGCAGUAGCAGCAGCAGCAGCACUAGUACAAGCAGUAAUAGGAGCACUAGUACAAACAGUAACAGCAGCACUAGUACAAACCGUAACAGCAGCACUAGCACAAACAGUAGCACUAGUACAAACAGUAACAGCAGCGCUAGUACAAACAGUAACAGCAGCACUAGUACAAACAGUAACAGCAGCACUAGUACAAGCAGUAACAGCAGCACUAGUACAAGCAGUAACAGCAGCACUAGUACAAACAGCAACAGCAGCACUAGUACAAACAGCAACAGCAGCACUAGUACAAACAGCAACAGCAGCACUAGUACAAACAGCAACAGCAGCACUAGUACAAACAGCAACAGCAGCACUAGUACAAACAGUAGCAGCAGCACUAGUACAGGCAGUAGCACUAGUACAAACAGCAAUAACAGCAGUAUUAGUACAGGCAGUAGCACUAGUACAAGCAGCAGCACUAGUACAAACAGUAACAGCAGCACUAGUACAAACAGCAGCACUAGUACGAGCAGCAGCAGCACUAGUACAAACGGCUACAGCAGCACUAGUACAAAAAGUAACAGCAGCACUAGUACAAAUGGCAACAGCAGCACUAGUACAAACGGCAACAGCAGCACUAAUACAAACGGCAACAGCAGCACUAGUACAAACAGUAACAGCAGCACUAGUACAAACGGUAACAGCAGCACUAGUACAGGCAGUAGCACUAGUACAGGCAGUAACAGCAGCACUAGUACAGGCAGUAACAGCAGCACUAGUACAAACAGUAGCAGCAGCACAAGUACAAACGGCAACAGCAGCACUAGUACAGGCAGUAACAGCAGCACUAGUACAGGCAGUAACAGCAGCACUAGUACAAACAGUAACAGCAGCACUAGUACAAACGGCAACAGCAGCACUAGUACAAACAGCAACAGCAGCACUAGUACAAGUGGCAGCAGGAGCACUAUUACAAUCGGCAGCAGGAGCACUAGUACAAACGGCAGCAGCAGCACUAGUACAAGCGGCAGCAGCAGCACUAGUACAAGCGGCAGCAGGAGCACUAGCACAAGCAGCAGCACUAGUACAAACGGCAGCAGCAGCACUAGUACAAGCGGCAUCAGCACUAUUACAAACGGCAGCAGGAGCACUAGUACAAGCGGCAGCAGGAGCACUAGUACAAACGGCAACAGCAGCACUAGUACAAACGGCAACAGCAGCACUAAUACAAAUGGCAACAGCAGCACUAGUACAAACGGUAACAGCAGCACUAGUACAGGCAGUAGCACUAGUACAGGCAGUAGCACUAGUACAGGCAGUAACAGCAGCACUAGUACAAACAGUAGCAGCAGCAGCACUAGUACAAACAGUAGCAGCAGCAGCACUAGUACAAACGGCAACAGCACUAGUACAAACAGUAACAGCAGCACUAGUACAAACGGCAACAGCAGCACUAGUACAAGUGGCAGCAGGAGCACUAUUACAAGCGGCAACAGGAGCACUAAUACAAAUGGCAGCAGCAGCACUAGUACAAACAGCAACAGCAGCACUAGUACAAACAGCAACAGCAGCACUAGUACAAACAGCAACAGCAGCACUAGUACAAACAGUAGCAGCAGCACUAGUACAGGCAGUAGCACUAGUACAAACAGUAACAUCAGCACUAGUACAAACAGCAGCAGCACUAGUACAAACUGCUGCAGCAGCACUAGUACAAACAGUAGCAGCAGAACUAGUACAAAUGGCAACAGCAGCACUAGUACAGGCAAUAACAGCAGUAUUAGUACAGGCAGUAGCACUAGUACAAGCAGCAGCACUAGUACAAACAGUAACAGCAGCACUAGUACAAACAGCAGCACUAGUACGAGCAGCAGCAGCAGCAGCACUAGUACAAACGGCUACAGCAGCACUAGUACAAAAAGUAACAGCAGCACUAGUACAAAUGGCAACAGCAGCACUAGUACAAACGGCAACAGCAGCACUAAUACAAACGGCAACAGCAGCACUAGUACAAACAGUAACAGCAGCACUAGUACAAACGGUAACAGCAGCACUAGUACAGGCAGUAACAGCAGCACUAGUACAAACAGUAGCAGCAGCACAAGUACAAACGGCAACAGCAGCACUAGUACAGGCAGUAACAGCAGCACUAGUACAGGCAGUAACAGCAGCACUAGUACAAACAGUAACAGCAGCACUAGUACAAACGGCAACAGCAGCACUAGUACAAGUGGCAGCAGGAGCACUAUUACAAUCGGCAGCAGGAGCACUAGUACAAACGGCAGCAGCAGCACUAGUACAAGCGGCAGCAGCAGCACUAGUACAAGCGGCAGCAGGAGCACUAGCACAAGCAGCAGCACUAGUACAAACGGCAGCAGCAGCACUAGUACAAGCGGCAGCAGGAGCACUAGUACAAGCGGCAGCAGGAGCACUAUUACAAGCAGCAACAGCAGCACUAGUACAAACGGCAGCAGGAGCACUAGUACAAACGGCAGCAGGAGCACUAGUACAAGCGGCAGCAGGAGCACUAGUACAAGCAGCAACCUCAGCACUAUUACAAACGGCAGCAGGAGCACUAGUACAAGCGGCAGCAGGAGCACUAGUACAAACGGCAACAGCAGCACUAGUACAAACGGCAACAGCAGCACUAAUACAAAUGGCAACAGCAGCACUAGUACAAACGGUAACAGCAGCACUAGUACAGGCAGUAGCACUAGUACAGGCAGUAACAGCAGCACUAGUACAAACAGUAGCAGCAGCAGCACUAGUACAAACAGUAGCAGCAGCAGCACUAGUACAAACGGCAACAGCACUAGUACAAACAGUAACAGCAGCACUAGUACAAACGGCAACAGCAGCACUAGUACAAGUGGCAGCAGGAGCACUAUUACAAGCGGCAACAGGAGCACUAAUACAAAUGGCAGCAGCAGCACUAGUACAAGCAGCAGCAGGAGCACUAGUACAAGCGGCAGCAGGAGCACUAGUACAAGCAGCAGCACUAGUACAAACGGCAGCAGCAGCACUAGUACAAGCGGCAGCAGGAGCACUAUUACAAGCAGCAACAGCAGCACUAUUACAAACGGCAGCAGAAGCACUAGUACAAGCGGCAGCAGGAGCACUAUUACAAGCGGCAACCUCAGCACUAUUACAAACGGCAGCAGGAGCACUAGUACAAGCAGCAACAGCAGCACUAGUACAAGCAGCAGCAGGAGCACUAUUACAAGCGGCAGCAGGAGCACUAGUACAAGCGGCAACAGCAGCACUAGUACAAGCGGCAACAGCAGCACUAGUACAAACGGCAGUAGCAGCACUAGUGGCAGCAGGAGCACUAGUACAAAUGGCAACAGCAGCACUAGUACAAGCAGCAGCAGGAGCACUAGUACAAGCAGCAGCACUCGUACAAGCAAUAAUAUUGCAAUACUAAUAGGAUUUAAUUAA
Messenger RNA from Bombina bombina (fire-bellied toad), 5148 nucleotides. RefSeq names its product serine-rich adhesin for platelets-like. Lineage: Eukaryota; Metazoa; Chordata; Amphibia; Anura; Bombinatoridae. The record is from RefSeq and is a predicted model, not a curated record.